Molecule: messenger RNA, 2097 nt
Organism: Clonostachys solani
Lineage: Eukaryota; Fungi; Ascomycota; Sordariomycetes; Hypocreales; Bionectriaceae
Source: the annotation of a GenBank genome assembly
AUGGAACGCUACACCCAAUCGUCACCAUCAUGGUCGUCCGGUCUCCCCACGCCCGACCGUAAAGAUGCACACGCAGUCGAUAGCGUACUAUCACCACCUGUCUCCCGAGCAAUCAUACCCCUGAUACCCAUCGAAGAUGAUCCCUUCCUCAGUUCCCCCGAGACUAGCCCUCGACGCCAGUCCCUGAACCAAACCCCGUACGGAGACAAACGGAAACGAGAGGUCGACCCCCAUACGAUUUCGCCCUCGAAAGAGGUAGUUGUGAUUUCAUCCGCUUCGAGUAACGACGGCCUGCCUCCGACGAAGCGGCCCAAAGAAGCCAUCUAUAUCGACCAUGAUGAGCUGCACUAUCGGGUCAAGAACGAUCCAGACUGGCUCCAGAAACGGUCUGGCGAGUUCAUGGUUGACGGUGACGAUGCCGGUCCAAGCGAACAACCACCCACCGCAAACCCAACCUUCCAAUACAUUCACGACAUUUCCGCAGCUGGGCAACCACACUCAGGCCCUGAUACACCUCCAAGCAUUGUCGAACCUGUCCUCUGUCAAGAGCAACAGGACCUAGUCAAUUUGAUCCUCAGCGGCCGAAAUGUCUUCUACACUGGCUCUGCAGGCUGCGGCAAGUCAACCGUCCUGAAAGCAGCCGUCAAGCAGCUCCGAGAUCAGCAGAAGAACGUGUGCAUUCUUGCACCUACCGGGAAAGCAGCACUCCAGAUAGACGGCAUGACCACAUGGUCCUACAUGGGAUGGACGCCCGACGAUCACAAACUAGAGCUGGCCAAGCUCAUCAACAGGACCUUCCGGAAGCACGUGCGGAGACGGCUGCGCCAGACCGACGUUCUCAUCAUCGACGAGAUCAGCAUGGUAGAGAAUCACCAUUUGCAACGCAUGGAUGUCUGUCUGCGGGAAGUCCGGAAAGGUUUCGACGAGAUAACUCAGCCCUUUGGUGGCUUGCAAGUCAUUUUGACUGGCGACUUCUGCCAGCUUCCCCCGGUCAAGCCUUUCGAGUAUUGCAUGUUCUGCGGUGGCGGAACGAAGAUGGACAAUUGGCAGACGCAGUAUGAAUGUCAAUCUCGCUGUGGGAAAGGUCCAUUCUUGGAGGCGGACAAAUGGGCGUUCAAAAGUCAAGCCUGGAAGGAUGCCCGCUUGGAGCACGUCCAUCUGAAGGAGAUUCAUCGCCAAAACGACCAGCAGUUCAUCAAGAUGCUACAGAAAUGCCGCCUCGGCAAGCGUUUCACCUCAGCCGAGGUGGAUCUCCUCAUGAACCACGAGUGCAGAGUCCCCAAUGCCACACGCGUCCUCUGUACCAGGGAGGAGGUGUUUCGAAUCAACCACGCCGAGUUUCAAAAGUUAAAGACGGAGGUGCACGAGUUCACGGCCGUGGACGGCUUCCGCUGGAGACGCGAGAGGCACCCACACCUUGGGUAUUGCAAUGACCGUCUUCGCGAUGGGACACUGAAAGCUCUUCGCGAGCACCGGGUCGAUCCACGAGUGAUCCUCCGCGUGGGAAUGGUCGUCGUGCUGCAAGUCAACCUUGACCUACCCAACGGGCUCUGUAACGGCAGCCAAGGCUUGAUCUGCGGCUGGGAGGACGUGGAUCCAAAGAAUCUCCCAAUUGCAUACCGGAAGGGGAUGGAUGAAAUGGGGCCAAUGGUCAUUACUGGAGACUACGCAGAACUCAAGGAGCAACAGAUCAGGGCGUUUUCACAGCAGACGCAUGUCAAACAUUGGCCGAAGGUGAUUUUCCACAAUGGCUUACGAAGGACCAUCUACCCCUCGUGCCUGGUCAACUCGGUGGGCGAAGGAGACGGCCCUGAAGACUUCUCUGCCCUUCACAGGACUCAGAUCCCUCUCGUCGCCGGAUGGGCGAUGAGCGUGCACAAGAGUCAGGGCAUGACCUUGAACCGUGUCAUUGUCGACCUGUCGAGGGCUUUUGAAGAGGGUCAGGUGUAUGUAGCGCUCUCUCGGGCAACCGAUCUGGCCGGUCUCCGAAUUGAUGGCGACGCCAAAGGCCUGUCUGUUGGAGCGGGUGGCAACCCCGAGGUGCAGGAAUUUCUGGAUCAGAAGUUCAACCUACAAAAGCUGCUGGAGCACCAUUGA